Molecule: messenger RNA, 1122 nt
Organism: Brugia pahangi
Lineage: Eukaryota; Metazoa; Nematoda; Chromadorea; Rhabditida; Onchocercidae
Source: the annotation of a GenBank genome assembly
AUGUUAACGUCUUUAUUAAAGCGAAAUCUCAAAAAACAAUUCAAACAGCUCAGGGAAGAUGCGCUCAGUCAGGAAAGCACUUUUCAGUCAGAAAUCGAACAGUAUCAAAAUGAAAAAGAUAAGUUGAGGGAACAGCUACAUGACGUUGAACACAAAAUAAUCGAUCUGAACGCGGCACUACAGAAAAAUUGCAACGAAGGUGUAGAACUGCUGGCAGUGAAGCAGAAUGUAGAAAAAAGAUUCAAGGAAAAACUUGAGAAACAAAAGACAGAAGUGGAAAAUGCCACAAAAGGAAGAAUGGAGAAGAUAGAGCGACAAUGUCAUUUGACAGCUUUGGAAAUCGUUCAAUAUGAACUUAUGCUCAAAAAGGCUCACGAAGAAAACAUGGAACUUUACUAUCGCUUUUACAAAAUUGAUAAUUCUCUCCAAAGCGUGAAAUUUUCUGUAGCGGAACCAGCGAAUUUUCAACGUCAAUUAAAGGAGAAGUUAGGUACACUUGUAAAGAAAUUUAGAAAUGAAGCAAACAAUUCGAAGAAGAAGAUGAUGAUGUACGUCUUGAAUAAUUUUGAGGCUGCAGUGAAAGUCAUCUUAAGUGAUCAGCCUCAUUUCUGUUACUUGAUCAAGUCAGGCAUAACCUUAGCUUUUGCAGGAAAUGAAGAAAUAAAUGAAGGGGACUGCAAAGAAUUGACUUCAAAAAUCUAUUCUCUACUGGAGUUCUACCAGAAACGAACGGAAAAACUGACUAACAGUGUUUGGCAUAUUACUAAUUGCAUGGGAAGGAUGGAACAGAUAAUGAAACGUGUGGGUGAUUCGAACAAUAUUCUUACUAUGGACGAAUGUACGCAUAGUAUUUCCCGAAAUAUGCGAGAACUAGAAGAUAUGAAAAGUAAAUUUGAAAUACUACAUAAAGGAACCAAUGAGAUGUGUCAGAAAAUAAGGUCAGAGAUUUGCAACGGCAAGGAAUUAGAGAAAUUGAUGGUGGAAGGAAAUAGAUUAGUAGAGAUUUGCAAGAGAAUUGCUUACAAACAACAGGAACUAAGAGUGAAGCAAGUUAACGCAGAACUAAAAUAUGGUCAACUACAUAAGCAAAUCCUCGCUGGUUCAAAAAUGCUUCGCUUUUAA